Messenger RNA from Phascolarctos cinereus (koala), 1811 nucleotides. RefSeq names its product solute carrier family 7 member 9 (gene SLC7A9). Gene Ontology annotation, molecular function: L-cystine transmembrane transporter activity; neutral L-amino acid transmembrane transporter activity. Gene Ontology annotation, biological process: amino acid transmembrane transport; L-cystine transport. The record is from RefSeq and is a predicted model, not a curated record. Gene Ontology annotation, cellular component: membrane. Lineage: Eukaryota; Metazoa; Chordata; Mammalia; Diprotodontia; Phascolarctidae.
CAAAAGACAUGGGUGUUCCCAAGUAAGUGAUUCUUUAAAGAAGGGAAAAGCUCAUCUCCUAGAUCUGUAAGGUCAAAGAGAGAAGGAAGACCUAUUGAGAGGUUAAAAUGGAGGAAAAGAGUGUAAGAAAAAGAAGAGAGGAUGACCAAUCGAUCCAGAGUAAUGAAGCUAAAACUACAAACCUACAAAAACAGGUGGGCCUGAUUAGUGGAAUUUGUAUCAUUGUUGGCACCGUAAUUGGCUCAGGAAUCUUCGUUUCACCCAAAUCUGUACUUAGCAACGUCAAUGCUGUGGGACCUUGUUUGAUCAUAUGGUCGACCUGUGGGAUUGUUGCUACAUUAGGUGCUCUGUGUUUUGCUGAACUUGGCACAAUGAUCACCAAAUCAGGAGGUGAAUAUCCCUACCUGAUGGAAGCCUUUGGCCCUAUACCUGCCUACCUCUUUUCUUGGACCAGUUUGAUUGUCACCAAACCCUCUUCAUUUGCCAUUAUUUGUCUCAGCUUUGCUGAAUACGUGGCUGUCCCCUUCUACGGCAACUGUAAGCCUCCACAACUCGUUGUCAAGUGUCUUGCAGCAGCAGUCAUCAUGGUUAUCACAACAGUGAAUUCCCUGAGUGUGAAGCUCGGGAGCUAUGUACAGAACUUUUUCACGGCAGCCAAGCUGGUGAUUGUCGCCAUUAUUAUUAUUAGUGGAAUUGUGCUUCUUGCCCAAGGGAAAACGAAAAAUUUUGAAAAUUCCUUUGAGGAUGCCAGUAUCUCUGUGGGUUCCAUCAGUCUGGCAUUUUAUAAUGGACUGUGGGCAUAUGAUGGAUGGAAUCAACUGAAUUAUAUCACAGAAGAACUUGAAAACCCCUACAGAAACUUGCCCCUGGCUAUCAUCAUUGGCAUCCCCCUGGUAACUGUGUUCUACGUUCUAAUGAACAUUUCCUACUUCACUGUAAUGACUUCUACAGAACUCUUACAGUCCCAAGCUGUGGCUGUGACUUUUGGUGACCGGGUUCUCUAUCCAGCUUCCUGGAUUGUUCCACUCUUUGUAGCAUUCUCAACGAUUGGAGCUGCUAAUGGCACCUGUUUCACUGCUGGAAGAUUGGUUUAUGUGGCAGGACGGGAAGGUCACAUGUUAAAGAUGCUUUCUUACAUCAGUGUUAAGCGCCUAACUCCAGCACCUGCCAUCAUCUUUUAUGGCAUCAUUGCUAUCCUGUACAUCAUACCUGGAGAUAUAAAUACAUUAAUUAACUACUUCAGCUUUGCUUCAUGGUUCUUUUAUGGCCUGACUGUAGUAGGACUGAUCGUGAUGAGGUUUACAAAGAAAGACCGUAAAAGACCUAUCAAGGUGCCUGUUUUUAUUCCCAUAUUGGUGACCUUUAUUUCAAUUUACCUAGUAUUGGCACCAAUCAUCACUAACCCAGAGUUACCAUAUCUAUAUUGUGUGUUAUUUGUACUGAGUGGACUUCUGUUUUAUUUACUUUUUGUUCACAACAAGUUCAGCUGGGUACAGAAGAUUUCAAAACCCAUCACCAUGCACUUACAGAUGCUUAUGGAAGUUGUCCCGCCAGAAGAAGAUCUCAACUAACAUUUGAUUUUUAAUACAUCGAGCCACGUAAUGUAUUUUUAGAUCCACAAUUCUCUCUUGGCUGGAAUUUAUAGCUGGGAGAAGCAAUUGGAGUUUGCUAAAAUUAGCAAGCUAAGGAAGCUACUCUGCCCUAUUGAAAAUUAGGAGAGUGGUAAAUAAAAUGCCACAGCUGUGGUGGUGACUUAUUUAACAAAAAGAACCAUGCAUUUAUUUAAAAUAAUAUAAGUUCCUUAAACUCAA